UUGUAUGCACUAGCAUCAGGCUACGCAAUUGCUAGAAGGCUUGGAAGAACGCUGUACUAUCCAACGGAUGGCAGCGACAAAUUUUUAUGCUAUCUUGAGCUUAUAUCUCACGUGUUUCCGAGAACCACCUCCGUAUAUACAAUUAUACCAAUAAAACACGUGGAGUUGACGAUAGUUCCGUUUGCCACCGAUGAACAAGGUCUUCGAACAUGUUGUCGCUACGAUGAUCCGACAAGGGGGGAUGCAAGCGACUUCAUGUGUGUGCAUAUUCGUAGAUCCGAUUAUCUGGACUUCGGCGUAAAUUCAGACCUUCCCAGCACAUUGCGCGCGGCAGAAGACAUUGCUGCAAAAAAGUGGCUAGUUGUUAGCAACGGUGCAAAUUUUGGCGGCGGUAAUUUUGGCGCACCCGUAGAUGUUAGACAUUGUUUCUUGUUUGUAGGAUCCAAUUUGACUCGAUACGUUAAGAAUCUCACAAACUACCUCAUUUUUGGUGAUGACAAGAAAUUCAUGGAAAAGCUGGCACUUCUUCUAUCAACAAAUAAUUCUGGUCAAGAGAGGGUUGUACGUAGUUCGACAUUUCCCGAGAUUACCGAUUUCUACGUGGCUCAUCGUUUCUGCAAAGCAUUUUUCAUGCGCGUUCCCACAUCGACAUUUGCUUGGUGGUUAGCGUUUUUCUCACGUGACCAAGAUUCGAUAUUCUACUAUCAGAACCACUUGGUAGAUGAAGGUUUGAAGCCCGACUUUCACUUGUGA
Molecule: messenger RNA, 753 nt
Organism: Cylicostephanus goldi
Lineage: Eukaryota; Metazoa; Nematoda; Chromadorea; Rhabditida; Strongylidae
Source: the annotation of a GenBank genome assembly